This is a messenger RNA of Cucurbita pepo subsp. pepo (vegetable marrow), 2252 nucleotides long. Its product is annotated as synaptotagmin-3. Lineage: Eukaryota; Viridiplantae; Streptophyta; Magnoliopsida; Cucurbitales; Cucurbitaceae. Gene Ontology annotation, cellular component: endoplasmic reticulum. The record is from RefSeq and is a predicted model, not a curated record. Gene Ontology annotation, molecular function: lipid binding.
UCGUGAGGGACAUUUCCGCGUCGCGAUCUUUAUUUUCUUGUUCUUUCUAUUUUUAUUCUUCAAUUCAAUCUUUAUUUCUUUGUUAAAUUCGUUGAUUUCUUCCCUUUUGUCGCCACUUAUGAAUCGGAUUCUCCGGUGUUUGCUUACGUGUUUGUGAAUUUCUUGCUCAAUCUCUGCUUCUUCUGUAUCUGUUAUUUGGAUUUCGGCUUUUUUCGUCUUCUUUCUCCUGUUUUGCUGCUAUUCGGCUAAAACAAGCAAAGGCUCUUCACUCUUUUAGCCUUUUCAACUCUCUUGAUUCUCUGUUUGAAGUUUCAUGUAUGGUGGUUUAUUCAGAUUUGUGGGAGAGAUGGGAUUUUUCAGUACUUUAUUGGGGAUUAUUGGGUUUGGAAUUGGAAUUCCUCUUGGACUGGUUAUGGGGUUCUUCUUGUUCAUCUUUUCGAAGCCGGAUAAGGUCAAGGAUCCGAUGAUAAGGCCAAUCUACGAAUUGGAUUCAGAUGCUUUGGAAGAACUUAUUCCUGAAAUUCCACUGUGGGUUAAGCACCCUGAUUUUGAUCGGGUAGACUGGUUUAACAAGUUCCUUGCAGCCAUGUGGCCUUACCUUGAUAAGGCUAUUUGUCCUAGCAUAAGAGCCAUGACCAAACCAAUAUUUGCCGAAUAUAUUGGGACGUUUCGAAUUCAAUCUAUCGAGUUCGAGAGUUUAAGUCUUGGAACUCUUCCUCCCAAGCUUUAUGGUUUCAAAGUGCAUGAGACCGAUGAGAACGAACUAGUUAUGGAAACUGCAAUCAGAUGGGCCGGGAACCCCGAUGUAGUAUUGGUGUUGAGACUCUUUUCAUUGCAAAUAAGAAUUCAGUUAAUAGACCUGCAAAUUUUCGCUGCACCUCGGAUAGUUUUGAAGCCUCUAGUCCCUGCUUUUCCUUGUUUUUCCAACAUUGUUGUGUCUUUGUUGGAGAAGCCGCAUGUAGAUUUUGGAUUGAAAAUACUCGGAGGUGAUAUCAUGUCCAUACCUGGCCUCCAUCAAUUUGUUCAGGAGGCUAUCCGAAAACAAGUUUUGAAUCUCUAUCUUUGGCCCCGUGUUUUCGAGAUACCGAUACUCGAUGCAUCAGUGGGGGCAACGAAAAAGCCAGUGGGAAUACUACACGUGAACGUCGUCAAGGCACUAAGGCUCUCGAAGAUGGACUUAUUGGGGACCUCGGAUCCAUAUGUCAAACUCAGCCUAAGCGGAGAACGACUACCAUCAAAGAAAACCACCAUUAAGAUGAAUAACUUAAACCCAGUUUGGAAUGAGAAGUUCAAGCUUGUUGUAAAGGAUCCAGAAUCUCAAGUUCUUCAUUUGCGAGUCUAUGAUUGGGACAAGGUUGGCGGACAUGACAGGUUAGGAAUGCAGCUAGUCCCCUUAAAAGUACUUGCACCCUACGAGACGAAGGAACUAACGCUCGAGUUAAUAAAGAACACAGACAUAAACAAUCAUCAGAACAAGAAACCGAGAGGACAACUUGUGGUCGAGUUGACGUUUACUCCGUUCAGAGUAGAAAGCAGCAAGUCUAGUAGUCGGUUAGAUGGAUGUCGGAGUAUGGUCAGUCAAAAUGAAAGAGAUAUACACGACGAUUUCGUAGGUGGAGGAGCGGGAUUGUUGUGGGUGAAAAUCCAGGGAGCUACAAGCGUGGAGGGGAAACGACAUAGUAAUCCUUAUGCAGUGACACACUUUAGAGGUGAAAAGAAGAAAACAAAGAUGGUGAAGAAAUGUCGUGACCCGGUUUGGAACGAUGAAUUCCAAUUCAUGCUCGAGGAGCCUCCAUUAAAAGAGAAGAUCCAUAUUGAGCUUGGGAGUAGGAGGAGCGGCCUUUUCGGUUUCCUCUCGAAGGAAUCAUUGGGACACGUAGAGAUCAAUCUGAUCGAUGUCGUGCACAACGGACGCAUCAACCAGAAGUAUCAUCUAAUCAAUUCGAGACAUGGAAUGAUACACGUCGAGAUACAGUGGACACAGUAGCUUGAUGGAAACAAAAUGAGUUCCUUCCCCACUUGACAAGCAUGAACACCCAUGUAGCUUGCUUGGUUGUUCUUGUUGAUCAUUAUUGUCAAAGGUUCAUUGACAAAAUGCCUUAUUUCUCGUGUUUAUUUCGGUUUUUGUAUAAAUUACGUCGAUCGUAUCGUAGCUUACCUAGUCAGGGCAUUAGUCAUUUAAACCUUCUCACCGUAUCGUAUCGUAGCUCAAAUAGUAUUUACUCGAAAAUUAAAAUGUGGAAUUUAUGGUC